This is a messenger RNA of Aphanomyces astaci, 318 nucleotides long. RefSeq lists its product as hypothetical. The transcript has 2 exons. Lineage: Eukaryota; Oomycota; Saprolegniomycetes; Saprolegniales; Verrucalvaceae. Bases 1 to 318 code for a protein of 105 amino acids. The record is from RefSeq and is a predicted model, not a curated record.
AUGCCGCGCACUACGCCGUCUGCGGCUCGCCUGAACUUGCACCUGUACAUUGGAUAUGCACACUGUGUUGGCCGGCUUCUCAUUCUCAUUCAGCGGAUGCGCCAAGCCGAACCUCGUUCCCCCGACGAGUACUCGGCGUUGAAAGAUCGCAUUGUGUCCAAGGCACCCCAAAGCAUUCAUGGGGCAUGUCUCCGGCUGACAAAGUUGCUGCGAUCAACGGCCUCGAUCGCAGCAACUUCGUCAGCCGUCCCGCGUCCAACUCCCAGGAUCGGUCGCCGGCAUUACAGCAGCCUGCAGCACGGCCUCCCCGCAUUUUAA